Messenger RNA from Cyclospora cayetanensis, 1014 nucleotides. RefSeq lists its product as uncharacterized. The coding region runs from base 1 to 1014 and encodes 337 amino acids. The transcript has 4 exons. NCBI's taxonomy places the organism in Eukaryota, Apicomplexa, Conoidasida, Eucoccidiorida, Eimeriidae. The record is from RefSeq and is a predicted model, not a curated record.
AUGCCACGACGCCUAAACGGCUCACAGUCGGUCAGCCGCGAAAUAGGCACGAUCACUUUGAAAUGUGGACCCCCCUCUUCUGGGUUUGACCAAUUUACCGAGUAUUUCGUACGUGUAGCAGUUCGGUUAUUGCUUUUGGUUGCAUUGAGGCACUACCUCAUCGAUCAGCGCUUCGCUACCAUGAGGGUAGGGAGUAGAGCUCCCGGCGGUUACGGCCCCGGCCCUGUGCGUUUCUUCGCACAUUUAGUCUUUUUGUGGUCAGUUCAAAGCUAUGCUAGUGCUGAUCGGAAUCCGGGAGUCGGGGGAACGGCUGAUCAAGCAGUACAAGUGUUAGACCAUGAACCAAUGGUUAGAGCUGAUGAAGGGAGUUUCACUUCUCAUUCCGUGGGUGCACUUGGCCGCCCCAUUGCAGAGAGGGGUUCUGCUGAUAAGGUCGUGUACAUGUUUGCGAACAAGGGAGAAGAGAUAUGCAGCAGGCGGAAACAAAAGUCUAGCGUUACUUGGCACCUGCUCAGUCGUCUUAUUAAAGUGGGUCUGUUCAUGUUGAUCAUCGCGAUGGCAGGAAAGAUCACAUGGGAGCUGAUGAACUACGUCGGCGAUGUGCCCGAUCCGUUCGCAGACGUUAAGGACCGCACGGAAAUCCCCAAUGCAAUUCAGGAGCUGCUGGCAGGCGGGAAGCCACUCGCUUUUGUUAUUCGUACGUGCAAGUACUGCGGCAUUGGCAUCAGAGAGUUGAAAAAGGCUGGAAUGGAGCCGGUAAUUGUAAUGGUUGAGGGCCACCGCCAUAAAAAUGCAAUUUGGAGUCACAUCAAUUCAAAGUAUCACGCUAGAGGAUUUCCAUUUUUUAUCUUGAACACGCGUCAAUACGGUCAUUUGUCCGAAAUUGUAAGCCUACUUUUAAAAGCAAUGGGAAGCUGGAUCGUAGAAAAACAGUCCUUGGCGACGGCGGCAGCUGUGUUGGCGAGUCAGGCAUUCCAAGUUGCUGAGCCGUUCCCAACGUGUAUGCGGCGAUAA